Molecule: messenger RNA, 5301 nt
Organism: Oncorhynchus mykiss (rainbow trout)
Lineage: Eukaryota; Metazoa; Chordata; Actinopteri; Salmoniformes; Salmonidae
Product: extracellular serine/threonine protein kinase FAM20C-like
Biological process (GO): enamel mineralization; protein phosphorylation
Cellular component (GO): Golgi apparatus
Molecular function (GO): phosphotransferase activity, alcohol group as acceptor
Source: RefSeq, a predicted model, not a curated record
CGUCCAACCGGCCUAUCACGUGUAACCACACCUAUCCAGGACCUGAGGAGUAUUUCUGUCUGUAAUAAAGCCCUUUUGUGAGGAAAAACUCACUCUGAUUGGUUGGGCCUGAAUCCCCGGUGGGUGCACUACUGCCCAGUCAUUUGACGGCCUAAUGAAUUUAUUUCAAUUGACUGAUUUUCUUAUAUGAACUGUAACUCGGUAAAAUAUUUGAAUUUGUUGCAUGUUGCAUUCAUAUUUUUGUUCAGUAUAUAUCAUUCUAUAGUAAGUACUGUAGUAUUCUAUAAAAAACUAGUAUUUUUUAUUGUGGGGGCCUCCCCCUCCUAUUUUCCCUCUACUUCCUCCAUCCUCUCUCACCAACACUCACAGUCAGACACACUGACUUACACACACUCUCUCUUCCUCUAUAGCCAGUGACAGAUUGUCCCAGUGGGAGACAGGGAGGAUUAGCACUAUCCCACAAGCUGAUGCCUUGGAACAGGGAGAGGGGAUGGAUUGAUGGAGAAAAAGAGUUAGGGAGUUAAAGAAAAAAGGCAUUAUGAGAAUGGGAUAAGGAUAAGGAUGACAGUCCUUUUGGAAUGCCGGGAUGCAAGAUUACACAGGGAUUAUUUAACUGUGUGUGUGGCUAUGUGUGUGGAAUCUCUGGAUCAGUCUUAACAUGACACAUUAACACAUGUUACCAGCACUAUGUUUUGGUAUUCCACGUGUCCCCUCUUGCUGUUCAUUUCCCAUGCAUGAUAUUUCCCCUCACUCCAUCUCUUUUUUUCUUACGUUCUCUUAAUUUCUCCCUCUCCUCCCACUCUUUUUCUUCUCACUCUCUCUCUCUCUCUCUCUCUCUCUCUCUCUCUCUCUCUCUCUCUCUCUCGAAAUGAAAUAUUAAUUGGUAGCCAGGGAGUAACUGAACCACCAGCGCAACCCACAGUGACUCUGCCAUCAAAGAGCUCUACCCUCAUCUCUCAGGAUUUGAUUUGAUUUGAUUUGAUCUCUCUGCUGGCCACGCCAUCACUUCACCCACCAUCUGUAACAAGAAACACUCUCCCUCUCGUCCUCUCUCUGUCUCAACACUGUAUAAGUAAGUCUGCCACGGCAGUGAGGUGCAACACAUUAGUCGACUGGGUCAACGUUGUUCUUGUACCUUUCUUUUUUUUGGUUUGAAGUAACAGACAAUUAUGGUGAGAAUUCUGGGUAGUUUCCAAGCAACCUACAUUAACUGCUUUGAGGGAAACAGGACGGACUUUGAAGCUUUGGUCUGUCUGUCUGAGGAAUAAACUGUCCCCAUCAGGAAAUAAUCAGGGAAGGAAUUAAAGGGAUAGAGGUAGAUGAGGAAUGCAUUUAUCAGCAGGUAAGAGAGCUGGAGGGAGGGUAAAAGGAAAGGGGGAGCAUGGGAAUUGAGGAGAGAUAGAUGAAGCUGAGAGAAGAGAGGAGGAGGAUAGAAGGAGUACAAAUAUUUGAUCUGGUCUGUGCUCAUGGGUGCUUUGUGAAGUAAUACUACUACAGUAUGUUACUACAACACUCUACAAACAUGUGAAGCUGAGUGUGUGUGUGCGUGCGUGUGUGUGUGCUCGCAUCUGUGUGGGUGUGCGUGCGUGUGUCUGUUUCUGGAGGAAGGGCCCUGGUGGUCAAAAGUAGUGCACUAUAUAAGGAAUAGGGUGCCAUUUGGCAUGCAAGCUCAGUAGACGGAGGGCUGGGGCUGUAGACUAAUGAGGCUGAAAAUAGAGAAUGAGAACCAGUCAAUAGAGAAUGAGAGCCAGUGGGUGACGACCCGUCAAGAGUGUGUGUGUCUGUAUCGGUGUGUGUGUGCCUUGUGUAAUAAAUCCCAUCUACAAUUCAAUCCAAUUACGCAUUACAAUAUGUAUUUCUAUUGAAAGUAUCUGGUGUUCUAAAAAACGAAUCCUAAAAUAAAGGGGUAAUAUGAAUGUCCCCUCCUCACUGUAACGUCCAUCCCGGUCACUCUAACCUGGCUCCUACCUCUGUUCUGUUUGAACUAGCGUGACCACACAGAUAACAGAAUCACUAUCAGCUGUCUGUCAGGGAGAGAAAGGGAGAAAAAAAUUGACAAAAUGAAAAUGUACUACAAGUGUAUUUUUGCCCUGUCACAUUUAUUGAGGAUCCAGAGAGAGUGAGGGGAAGAGAGAGUCUCACAACUUCUUGGCACAUUGUGAAAAAACAAACAUGGCGAGGCAGGGCGUGGGUCGUCUCUCUCAUUCCGUCUGUUUGGUAUUGACAUGUCUGUCCCUGGCUCUCCACCUCAUCCUGGCCCUCUUCUGUCUCUCCGUCCUCCAAACAUCCUGCGUUAUCCCCCCCCCCUCCUCCUGUUCCUCCUCUUUGUCUUUUCCUGGAACUGUUCCCCAUGGAAAACAGGGGAGAUCUCACUCCCUUUCCUCACAAAGCAGCUCACACAAAUUACCAGUAAGUCGCAUGAAUGGAGACUUUACCAAAAUGGCCGCCCACAUAGACCACAACGUGGAGGCCUCAUUCAACAUUGUCAAUGAGAAGGAGAAGGACAAAAAGCUGAUUCAAACCAAAAUGGCCACCAAAGUGAGCCAAUGGAUCAGCAGUCGCUCCAAGCUGGAGGCCCUCUUCAGCCACCCGCUGUACAACCUGCCACGCAAACAUCUGCUGGAAGACGAUUGGCUGCUGAAGUUGAAGCCAAAGAACAAGGGAGGGGACAGUGAGGAGGAAGAUGAGGAGGAGGACAGUGACAAAAGCAGUGAAGAUAGUGAGUGGCAGAGUGACAGCGAGGAGGAUGGCUAUGACCGAGCUAAUUGGACUAGAAGUGCGGACACCCACCCUGCCUGGCUGAGGUACCACCUUGGGAUCUCUCGCUGGGAGCUGUAUGACAGGAAUGACCCUAGCGUUGCCGAGGUGACUCAACAGAUGGCCACACAACGCAUCCUCAGCGCAGUACAGAAGAGUGGGGGUACCCAGCUCAAGCUGAUCAUGUCAUUCCCCAACUACGGACAGGCCCUCCUCAAACCCAUGAGGCAGGAGAGAGAUGCAGAGACAGACUUCAACCUGUUCUACUUCUCUGACUUUGAGAGACACAAUGCAGAGAUUGCUGCCUUCCACCUAGACAGGGUGCUAGGUUUCUGUAGAAUCCCUCCAGUGGUAGGUAGACUCAUCAACAUAACCAGAGAGAUCAGAGCUAUCACCACAGACCACAAACUAUCCAGAACCUUCUUCACCUCUCCUGUGGGUAAUUUGUGUUUCCACGGUCAGUGUGAAUACUACUGCUCCACAGAGAACCCAGUGUGUGGUCGACCCCAGGUCUUGGAGGUGUCCCUGGCCUCCAUGCUGCCUGACCUCUCCCUGGCCCCCAGACGCUCCUGGAGGUCCCCUUGGAGGCGCUCCUACAGCCGCACCAAACUGGCACCAUGGGAGAAGAACCCAGAUUACUGUGACACGGUGAAACAGACUCCUCCAUACAACCAAGGCACCAGACUAGUGGAUCUAAUUGACAUGGUCAUUCUGGACUUCCUCAUGAGCAAUAUGGACAGACAUCACUACGAGACUUUUGAGAAGUUUGGGAAUGACACUUUCCUGCUGCACCUAGACAACGGGAGGGCGUUUGGGCGUCAUUCUGUUGAUGAACCCUCCAUAUUGGUGCCCUUACGACAGUGUUGCAGAAUCCGUCGCUCAACUCUCAUGCGUCUGCGUCUCCUGUCCCUCCCGGGCUUCCGUCUGAGUGAUGUCAUGAGGGAGUCUCUGUCCCAGGAUCCCCUGGAGAGUGUGGCCCCCCUCCUCUCUGUACAACACCUCUCAGUGCUGGACCGUCGUCUGAAAACCAUCCUGAAGGCUGUACACACCUGUCUGGAGCACCAUGAUGACGUUAUCCAUGAUGACCUACAGGGAUAUGAUGUUAACUUAUACCGGCACUAGACAAUAAUUAAGACUGAACAUCCAUUUACAAAACCAUCAAUGCAAUAUGUCUAUCAUUGGAUUCAGCUGUGGUUGAUGAUGAGAUUAUUCUAUUAUCAAUCAAUAAGUUAAUUAUGUGUAUACAUUCAUGGCACAUUUUAACUGUGUGUGUUGCCUAAUGAAAACAAAAAUUAUAAAGUGUUUUAGCAUUACACGGGUGGAGUAGUGUUACUGGAGUUUUCAGACAGCAAGGCCAUUUGAUCACAACAAUGCCAGCACUCAGUAGAAAGAGAAUGCAGUAUAUCAGGAAGUUAUGGUGACAGAACUCACAACUUUUCGGAGUAGUCAGCCUGUAAGCUGGGACAGGAGGAAGCAGUUGCUUCACUGAGGCUGUACUAGUGGGACGUGUCCUCCUAUUGUACAGAUCCGUUUAUCGGUUUACGUUCCCCAGGGGAGCUGGUCACUUGAUCUCAUGUCUGGUGGCGGCUCGUUUACAGACAUCACAGAACCCAAACUUCAGUGGAGGGAUGGCGUCUCUGUCUUCAGAACUGCUCCUUCUAAAAGACUGAGGAGGCGGGACCUGGUCGAUCUCUAUGUCUGCUGUCACCUUGAGGAGACUGGCGAGGUUAAUCUCUUUGAAUAAUAGUAGUGGUUAGCACAGUAGAGAACGCUAUAGCCACGGGGUUGAGAUGAGCCUAUCUGAACAUCCUGCUUAUUACUACCAGAUACUAAUUUCAGAAUCUCCUAAAAGAGCCAGAAGAUAGCGCUUUAAUGUUUCCUUACAACAAAAUCCUACUUUCUGUGAACAAUUUGAAACUGAAUUGAAUUCAUUUAUAAUGAUCAUCAAAAAAUUAUGUUGAUGAUCCUUGCAUUUGAGGUUUUAUUAAAAAACAAUGCAACUGCAUUUUCAUCUGGGGAGAAUAAAUCACAAUUAAAGAAGGUAUCAGAGUUGUUAAACAGGUUCAUGUAAAUAAUCAACUAUGUUGGCUUAGGCUUACAGCACUUCCAAGGAUGUUUCAUGAUGAUUUUUACCGUUGUGUCAAUCAUGUUAUAUACCUAAGCUAUUGUAACAAGGAUUAUUCCAUAGGACUACUAGGAUUUCAUGGCAACGGCUGUUAGAGCUCACUUUGCAACGUAUGAGCCCUGGUUAGAGUCCCUGCUGCAGCUUUCACAUGUCUAAUUAUGUGAUCUAGUGGUGCGAAGCAUUCUGUUUUUCAACAUUGUGUUGGGUGUAAUUACAUUGAUAUAUCUAGUGAACAAUGGAUAUGCAACAAUGGGUGUGACGGAUAGAAGUCAUCACUAUAGGUGUGAUGAAGCCUUUACAUCAAAGUUACCUGAAGCUGGAUGGAAAAUGCUAAGCCCUGACCAGUUAUUCAGAAGAAAUUCAAAACAAACACAUUCUACACAUGUACAAACUACCUGUUUAAAGUGUUAUUACAACCA